UUUGCAGGGCCAUCAAUGUUCUCUACACUCAAUCCAUGCUUUAAAUUUUUCACCAAAGUUUGGUCCAAAGAAGGGUGUGUUUAACAAUACUACUCUUUCUGGUGUUAUCGUCAUCUUUGCUUUUUGUUUGAUGGUAAGAAAGCUCAAAAACCCUGUCCUUGAAUCUUGAUUCUUCCUCCCCCUUUGUAGCCCAUUGCUUAUAUGAUCCAAGAAUAGAAAAGGGUCCUUUUCAUCUUUCCUUUUUAGGCUGGUUUACGUGAAUAGAGAGUUAGAGAAAGGCCUCAUUUUCAUAUCUAUGGUAUUUCAAAAUUUCUGUUUUGAUUUUGAAGUUCUUCCAUACACUUACACUCCAACUCUUUCUAUAUAAUCUAAUAGUCUUUGUAGGCAAAUUCAUUCAAAGCAUUCUUCUAUACAUCAUUGUGUUCUUCAGUUCCCCCUUCCACUUUUUGGUUCUUCCUUUCACCUUUUUUGGCUGCAGAUCCUGUGUUUAUAGUAUCGCUCAGUACAUUUUGGGCUAUGGGUGCUCUCUCAAAUAGAAAAAUCACACUCAGGAUUCUAUUUCCAAUAUCCACUUUCCUGGUCUUCUUGUUAAGUCCUUGUUUGGCAGGGAAUGUUCCUGCAAAUUUCGUUUUUGGGGAUUCUUUGGUGGAUGCGGGAAACAACAAUUACAUUGUAUCUCUUUCCAAGGCCAAUUACAUACCAAAUGGGAUUGAUUUUGGGAAGCCAACAGGAAGAUACACAAAUGGAAGGACAAUAGUGGACAUUAUAGGUCAGAAAGUGGGCUUCAAAGAUUUCACUCCUCCUUACUUGGCUCCAACCACAGUUGGAGAUGUUGUCCUCAAGGGUGUCAACUAUGCUUCUGGUGGAGGAGGAAUUCUUAAUUACACUGGGAAGAUCUUUGGUGGAAGAAUCAACUUGGAUGCACAGCUUGACAACUUUGCAAACACAAGGCAAGACAUAAUCUCAAGAAUUGGUGCACCUGCAGCUCUGAAGCUGUUCCAAAGGUCUCUGUUCUCAGUUACAAUAGGCUCCAAUGACUUCAUCAAUAACUAUCUGACACCUAUCCUCUCAGCAGCUGAGCAGAAGCUGGUCUCUCCACAAACCUUUGUGGGCACCAUGAUUUCAAGAUUCAGACUUCAACUUACAAGACUCUACAGUUUGGGGGCGAGACGGAUCAUUGUGGCAAAUGUUGGACCGAUUGGGUGUAUCCCAUUUCAGAGGGAUACAACCCCAGGUGUAGGAGACGACUGUGCUUCCCUUCCGAACCAGAUGGCCCAGUUGUUCAACACGCAGUUGAAGAGCCUAGUAGCAGAGCUCAGCACAAGUCUUGGAGGCUCAAAAUUCGUGUAUGCAGAUGUGUACAGCAUUGUGGACGAUAUCAUCCAGAAUUAUGAAUCAUUUGGUUUUGAGAAUGGAAAUUCGUCGUGUUGCUACAUUGCUGGGCGCUUUGGGGGUCUAAUCCCAUGUGGGCCUCCGUCUAAAGUUUGUUCAGACAGAUCAAAGUAUGUGUUCUGGGAUCCAUACCAUCCUUCUGAUGCUGCUAAUGAAAUCAUAGCCACUCGGCUACUAGGAGGCGACUCUGAUGACAUUUGGCCAAUGAAUAUUCGCCAACUGAUUCAAUCCUAGUCUCUGCAGUGGAAUCCAUGGAUUCAUAGGAUCAUUGAAGCAAAAAAAGUAAUAGAAAAAUAAGAAAUCUUCCCUUUUUGAUCGAUGAUAGCGCAAGUUCAAUAGAAAAUUUGUCCAUGAUAAUGGAGCGGGAGAAAAGGAAGAGGCCAUCCCAUUCAGUAUAAGCAUUGUCUUUGGCCCUGCUAAUUAUUGAUUAUUAUUGAUAUGUAAUACUAUUCAACAUUUCCCAUAGUGGUUAUUAUAAGAGUCUUACGUCUUUUUCUUUA
Messenger RNA from Vitis riparia (riverbank grape), 1892 nucleotides. Its product is annotated as GDSL esterase/lipase At4g16230-like. The record is from RefSeq and is a predicted model, not a curated record. NCBI's taxonomy places the organism in Eukaryota, Viridiplantae, Streptophyta, Magnoliopsida, Vitales, Vitaceae. The coding region runs from base 517 to 1626 and encodes 369 amino acids. The transcript is spliced from 5 exons. Gene Ontology annotation, molecular function: hydrolase activity, acting on ester bonds.